AUCCAGAUAUAUUAUACAGAUCAGUGGUUAAUGACUAUUCACGUUCAACAUUAAAAAACAACAACUUGUCACUCUCAAUUAUUGGCUAAGUUUCAGAAGGGGAGGGACUAACUCGACGGAACGGGAUAAAUAUUGCUAUAAUUUCCGGGUUACUUGGGACAGCGCAGCCAUUGACUUCAAAUAGACAUAUGAUUAAAAUGACACACUUAGUGUAUACGCGAAUAUAAGAAAAGUGAAAAUAGAUUGUGGCUUUCCCUUUAUUUACCAAGUUUAGUCGACAGUGGCGCAACUUCAGAUUAUGCAGUGCGAGCAGCCGCAACUUCCGGGUUGUAGCCCGUUUGGAAUCGUCAGCGUGAUGCUGUGUUGCAGCCGCUAUGCAACAGACACAUCAGUAAUAGACCACACGAUGAAUAUAACAAAAAGAAUAAGUGGAAAUUUGGUAAAUUAAAUCAAAACAGAGCCGUGCGUAGUUUUGUAGUUUGCCAACAGGAAGUUGUAGACCGGUCGUUGUUAGAUAGCCGGCUGCUAGCUGGCAUGUUGCCUUUCCACAACGUCAGAUAAUAAUAAAAAUAACUACUCAUUUUGGAUUUAUUCUAAAACAGCAUGGCCGGGUUACGAUGUCGGAUAGCGAACACUUUGGAGGUGAGCAACGAGACGGACGACGAUGUUAAAGCAGAGGAUGAGGAACGGCAGAAAGAUGAUGAUGAUCAAGAAGAGGAUUCCAGAAAGCCUGCGUCGACUGUCCGGAAACCAACGAUUUCUAUGAAGGGUGUCCUCCAGCGUCUGCUGAGGGUCUCCUUGGGAUGCCUGGCAUCGGUGGCGUGCGGCAUGCUGUACGCCGCGUACCUGUCGGCCUUCCACGAGAGGAGGUUCUGGUUCUCAACGAGACAGGAGCUGGAGCGUGAAAUCACCUUCCAAGGAGGCAGCGGCCUUUACUAUUACUACUACAAGCACAUGCUGGCGGCGCCGUCUUUUCAACGAGGAUUCUAUGAGCUGAUGACGGACGACAGGACGCUUGCGGGACAAACCAUCAACGCCGUGGAGCGUCUGUCUUUGUACCCUGAAAUGAUCACCAGCUACAUUUACAGGAUCACUGGCAGCCAGGAUUUGGUGGAGCCCAUCUACUUCUACAUGGGAGCGGUGUUCGGCCUGCAGGCGGUGUACGCCACGGCGCUCUUUGUGUGCAGCUGGCUGAUGAGCGGCACUUGGGUGGCCGGCGUGUUGGCGGUGGCCUGGUGUGUCAUCAGCAGAUCCGACGCCACCAGAGUGGACCAGGCGGUUCCUCUGCGGGAGAACUGGGCUCUGCCGUACUACUCCUGUCAGGUGGCUGCGCUGACUGGUUUCCUGUGUAACAACAUCAGCUCCACUGUCGAGAUGUUGUGCUACCUGACCAUGAGCACCACCACCUUCUCCUUCCUGCUGGUGUGGGAACACAGCCACCACCUGCUCUUCAUCCAAGCCUUCUGUCUUUUCCUGCUCGACUCCUUCGACCUGGUGCCGCCUCGUAAGAUGUCUGACAUUCACAAAGUGUACGUCAGCUCCCUGCUGCUAGCCUUCUUCUUCCACUUUCACAACACGGCCUUGCUCGGCUCGCCUCUGCUCAGCCUCCUGAUUGGCUCCAUGCUCGCCAGGUACCUCCAGCAGAAAAUGAAGAAGGGCCCCCUUGUGGCCAGAGUGAUGAAGCUCUUCCUUCAUUUCCACCUGGUCUUCGCCGCAGGCAUCACCUUCAAUUACCUGGUCAAGAAAGUUCUGCCUGGAAGUGAGAGUGAAUUCAUACUGAAGUUCCUGGAAGUGAAAUUUGGGCUCAACACGACAACCGACUUUGUGACAAACCUCCUCCUGUGCCAAGAAAGUCUCCGAUCUCCCAGCCAGGAUUUGUUUCUGCGUCUCACGCAGGCCUCUGUCCUUCCGUUCUACCUGCUGGUGCUGACCGUGUGCCUGCUGUCCACCUUGGAGACCAUCUACAGAAGACUCAGUGGUCAGGUGACGCAAAGCAACCCUAAACUGGAGGACGUGCACGUUGGAGAGCGUCCUGAGGUGGUCUACCACGUUUUCCACACCUUCCUUUUUGGAGGCCUGACGAUGCUGUUUGACGGGGUGAAGUACGUGUGGACACCGUAUGUCUGCAUGUUCACCGCAUUCGGCGUGUGUUCUCCCGACCUCUGGAUGACCGUCUUCAGGUGGAUGAAGGUCAAGUCCAUCCACCCUGUCAUGCUGUCGUUAAUCCUGAGCACGGCAGUUCCGACCAUCAUCGGCCUCAGUCUGUGGAGAGAGUACUGUCCCCGCGUCCUCGCCGAGUUGUCCGAGCUGCAGGAGUUCAGUGAUCUAGAUGCUGCAGAGAUGAUCAGCUGGAUCAGGACCCGGGUUCCGACAGCUGCAGUGUUUGCAGGCAGCCCUCAGUUGCUGGGAGCGGUCAAGUUGGGUUCUGGUUUGGUCGUCACCAGCUUACCCCAUCACUCAGACAUGGACCUGCUGAGGAGGAGCGAGGACGUGAGUGCUCUGUCUGCCUGUUCCCCAAUACGCUGUGUCAACCUGGACUUGGUGUCCGUGCAGACCUACCAAGUGUACUCCAUGAGAUCCGCAGAGGAGAUCUACAAGAUCCUGACCUCGCACAAGACCAACUACGUGAUCAUCGAGGAGUCUCUUUGUAACGAGCUCAGUCUGAACAAGGGCUGUCGCAUCAAAGACCUGCUCGACAUCUCCAAUGGACAUAGAAGGAUGAGUGCGGAGGCAGCAGACCGCGUCGCUGCUGUGACGAGCAGCCGGCCCAGUACACCGCUUCAGACGUCCUGGUUUGAGUUCCUCCUGGAUGGCGCCUUGCUGGAGAAACACCUGCAGAAGUCCAAUGCAGACCCAACACCUGUGCAGCUCAUCGUCCAGUUCCUGGAGCAGGCGUCCAAGCCGUCUGUGAACGAGCAGAAUCAAGUGCAGCCUCCGGCGGACAACCGGCGGAACCGUACCUUGAAGCUGCUGGCUCUGAAAGUGGCCGCGCACAUGAAGUGGGACCUGGAUGUGCUGGAGAAAGGCAGCUUGAGCAUCCCUGUGUUGAACAUGCUCCUCAACGAGCUCCUGUGUGUGAGCAAAGUGCCGCCGGGGGUGAAGCACGUGGACCUGGACCUGUCCACCCUGCCGCCAACCACGGCCAUGGCCGUCCUCAUCUAUAACCGCUGGGCCAUCAGGACCAUCGUGCUGAGCAGCUUUCCUGAGAAGCAAGCCAAGCCGGGACCGCAUCAGAUGAACAUGUUGAAUGUGGUGCAGCAGGAAAAGGAGAUGACGGACAACAUCCUCAGUGUGCUGAAGGAGCAGGCGAGCGACUCCAUCAGCGUCCUGACGGGGGCGCUUCAGCUGAAGAAGGACUUCUACGUGCACACCAUGAGGACGCUCGACCUGCUGGCUGCGGACGGCGCUGCCGCCAACGGCGAGACCGAGUCCUCCACGGCGGGGCUCCGCAUCAGCGCCAACGAGCUGCACUGCCAGGUUCACUACGACUUGGGUGCCAUUUCCUUCCAGCAAGGCUGCAGGGACCAGCCGGCCUUUGAAAAAGCCAGAGAUCACUUCAGGCAGACGAAGGAACUCUUGAAGAAGCUGGACUCUGCAGUCCACGUCCACCUGGACGAGAAGCGACUGGCGGGUUACUGGAACGCCUGCCAGGCUCUGACCGGCGACUGCGACUCAUGCGACUCGCAGACGACCCGCUACGACCAGAUCAACAUGAUGAUCAGCGCUGGCAGCUACCAGGCGGUGGUGGACGCUUUCAUCAAGGACAACGUCAGCCGCAGUUUGCCAAAGCACUUCAGGUGCUCUGUUCUCAGGGAGUUCUUGCACAAGGCCCAGCAAGGGGAAGCGGGCCUGGAUGAGGUUUGCCACAAGUUGUGCGUCUGCAACGCUGUGCGUGAUGCUCUGGAAGGGGAAGUCCUCGGCGUGCGCUUCCUGCAGCUGCUCCUGAAGCCCAGCAAACGCCUGGUGGGCUUCAUUUUGGAGGUGUGCACGCAAGCACUGGCAAAAGAGCGUUCAUCAGAAACCUCCAGAAGGAACAUGGCGACGUUCGUGCGCACUCUGUGUGAAAGCCUGGAGGAUGUGUCUCUGGUCUUCGUGGUGUCCUCGCACAAACUCUUCACGGAGUUGCUGAAGGAGGAGGAAAGGACGUUGCUGGUGGAGCAGAUGAGGAAGAGGUCGGCCACGGUCAACCUCAGCGCCAAGCCCCUGCCCUCCUUCUACGACAUCCCAGUGUCGGCAAGCGUGAGCGUCGGGCAGCUGGAGCAGCAGCUCAUCCUCUCCUUGGAACCACGCAGGAUCAGGCAGAUCCUCAACGAGCUCCAUGGCAUUGCAGAUCGGCCCUUCUGGAGGGUCAACAGCAAGUGGGAGGUUCCUCCAGACUACAUCAACGUGAUCCUGGCCAUCAAAGACAACUUGACCAAGGACCUGGUCUACAUCCUCAUGGCCAAAGGCCUCCACUGCAUAUCUGUAAAGGACUUCCUGCACGCGCGCCAACUCUUCUCUGCCUGCCUGGAGCUGGUGACGGAGUUUUCCCCGCGGCUGAGGCAGGUGAUGCUGAAUGAGAUGCUGCUGCUGGAGUUGCGUGCCCAUGAGACGGUGGCGGCCAAGGGCAGCAAGGAGCGGCCGCCGCCCGACCUGAUCAGCAGAGUGAGGGGCUACCUGGAGAUGAGGAUCCACGAUCUGCCUCUGCGUCAGGUGGUGGGGGAGGAGUGCGUGGCCUUCAUGUUGAACUGGAGGGAAAACGACUACCUGACCCUGCAGGUGCCAUCGUCUGCCGUCAUCAGCAACCCGUACAUCAAGCUGGGACAGCUCUUGGCAUCCACAUGCAAAGAGCUCCCGGGUCCUAAAGAGAGCCGGCGCACUGCCAAGGAGCUUUGGGACGUGGUGGUGCAGAUCUGCAGCGUCUCCAUCCAACACAAGAGGAGCAACGACGGCCGAGUGGGCCUUAUCAAGCACCGGGAGUCCUCCCUGGGCAUCCUGCUCAGGAGUAAAUUCAUCACUUUUGUCACCAAGAUCAGAGAGCCGUUGGUGUUGACGACCCUCAUCUCGCUUUUUGUGAGGCUCCACUGCACCGUGAGGGAUGACAUCGUCAACGAGGUGACGGCCGAGCAUCUCUCCAUAUGGCCAUCCUCUCUCCCCAACAUACAGGCGGUGGACGUGGAGGCCGUGGCGGUGACGGUGAAAGAGCUGGUGACCUACGCCCUCACGCUCAACCCCAACAACCAAUCGUGGCUCAUCACACAGGCCGACAUCUACUUUGUGACCAACCAGUACUCAGCAGCACUCAACUUUUACGUCCAGGCCGGCGCCGUGGCCUCGGACUUCUUCUCUAAAGCCGUCCCGCCUGAUAUCUACACAGACCAGGUGCUGAAGAGAAUGAUCAAGUGCUGCUCCAUGAUGAACUGCCACACUCAGGUUGCCGUCCUCUGCCAGUUCCUGAGGGAAGUGGACUACAUGACGGCGUUCAAAGCUCUCCAAGAGCAGAGCAGUCACGAUGCCAUGGACUCCUUCUACGACUACAUCUGGGACGUCACCAUCCUGGAGUACCUCACACAUAUUCAUCACAAGCGUGGUGAAGCGGAAAAGAGGCAAAUAGCGAUAAAAGCCAUCGGCCAGACGGAGUUGAACACCAGCAAUCCAGAGGAAGUUCUGCAGCUUGCAGCGCAGAAGCGGAAGAAGAGGUUCUUCCAGGCCAUGGCCAAACUCUACUUCUGACCACAAGCACCUGAUCAGGACUUACAGCACCAGAAUGUGGAUUUUAUUUUGUGGUAGAAAAUAAACUGGUUGAUAAAUGAACACUUGUACGCUUGGGGGCCGCACCCACACUUAGCCUAAAAAGAAGGUCCACUUUGGAGUAAAGAGUGAAACUGCAUUUCACACCAGUUCUUUUUGCCCUCCAACAUGAGCAGCAUCUCCUAGCGGCUGGUGCAGGAGUUGGAGUUCAGUCUCUUUGUUCCAGCUUUGCCUACAAAAUGUCAUCUCAUCCCCUGAGUGGUCUUUCUGUUGAGUGCUCGCCGUCCUGCGCUUUAUUCAGUGGUCUGUUAGCAUCACUUCCUCCUGCAAACGAACAUCUCAUGAAUAUUCAUGUUGACAAGCCAACUGACCUGCAUGCUGAGGUAGGAUGUGUGUGUCACGAUGUGGCUUACGCAAAAGAUUGGAACCCGUUACGCAGAAAAACACAGCGCUAGUAAAAAAUACAAAUUACCAAAAGAUAACUAAGGAACUCAGGGCUAGAGCCAAACAUACAAAGAACAAAAAAAACACUGCAAGGCAGGAAAAAGGUUACUCACUGAACGAAAAGAGCUGCAGAACAGGUAAGUGGCAGUAGCAAAAUCACAAUGGCAAAAAGAUAUGCGAGCAAAGGGGUCCAGUUGGGAGCCAAGGGAUGAGGAACAGGAAGCAAGGUUGGCAAGGGAAUAACUGGCAACUAGAUAGUG
This is a messenger RNA of Dunckerocampus dactyliophorus (ringed pipefish), 6434 nucleotides long. RefSeq names its product integrator complex subunit 8 (gene ints8). Gene Ontology annotation, biological process: snRNA 3'-end processing. Lineage: Eukaryota; Metazoa; Chordata; Actinopteri; Syngnathiformes; Syngnathidae. Gene Ontology annotation, molecular function: mannosyltransferase activity. Gene Ontology annotation, cellular component: nuclear inner membrane; integrator complex. The record is from RefSeq and is a predicted model, not a curated record. The transcript has 44 exons. The coding region runs from base 604 to 5712 and encodes 1702 amino acids.